AUGGAGGAAGGCUCUCUCACCAGGAUCCAGGGUGACAGAGAGCAUGAUGCCAAGGGCCUGCUUGGGAAAAAGAGAGCUGAGGCUCUGGCUAAAGCCACGCGCCACCAGUUCUACCAGAGUGACCGCGUCAAAAAGUUCAACAGCAUGCUCCUGCUUACCGAGACCCUGAAGGUGAGAGAGGAGCAGAUGGAGAUAAAGCGUCAGAUGGAGAUCGCUGCCGAAGAGGAGACCAAGAAGUUCAUGGCAGAGAUCAGGCGGCAGGAGCUGGAGGCCGUGGAGAGGGAGCGGGAAAAAGUGAGGCGGCGCGAGAGGGAACAGGCGGCUAAUGCUGAGUGUCUGAGGCAGCAGCUGAAGAAUCCGGACCUCACGAUGAAACUUGAGAGGGAAAAGGAGGUGGAGGAGUGCCAACGCUGGCGGGAGAGGUACGAGCGUGAGAAGGCUGAGGUGCGGAAGAGGGAAAAAGAGGAGAAAGUGAGCGCCAGGAAGGCGCAUGAGUUCCUCAUAUCCGCGCGGGACGCUAUCCGGGCAAGGGAGGCGCAGAGGCACGAGAUGGAGGAGGAGCGGCGGAGGCUGGCGUACGAAGAGAAGGAGCGGAGGGCAAGGAGGAGAGAGGAAGAGGGGGCAGAGAGGCGCAGGCAGAUCCAAAUGUACAAGCAGAAGCUGGCGUAUCAGCUGGCUGCACAGCUGCGGGAGAAGGCCGGGCGACACGACGAGCAAACUGACAGGGCCAUGGAGCAGGCCGACGCCCGCCACAAGAGCGAGGUGGAGCGCAAGCGACAGGAGAAGGCCGAGAAGACCAAGGCCACUCUCAAAGCCAUCGCUGCCGCGAGGGAGCUGAGAUGUAGGGUGCUGGAGCAAAGGGUGCAAGAGGAGCAGAGGAUUGCGCGGGAUGUGCUCCACGCCAACCAGGAGGCAGACCGCGCCCACUGGGAGGGGCAGCAGCUGAAACGGCAGAAGAAGAAGGAGGCGCGCGGCUCUAUGGACGGCAUACUCCGACAACAAAUGGCCGAAAGGCUCACCAAGGGGCAGCUGUCGAGGAGCGAGCUGCUGGACUUUGAAAAGAAGAACGCUCAGCUGCUCGCAGAGGAGGAGGAGCAGUUCCAGCAGUACACGGCGGAGGUGAUCGAAGCGGCCGCCAAGACCAACCGCAACACGUGUGCGCUCCGCAAGGCCGCCAGGCAGACCAUGGUGUGUGGCCUGGGCCCUAUCACCGGAGGAAUGAGGGCCGGUUAUCUGAUCUCCAGCAGUCCCUCCCAUGCAAGGGUGCCCAAUUACAUCGGCACCACAAAUGAGAACAUCAAAAGGCUGUACGCCAGCACUGGUGCCCAGCACGACAGAAGAAUGGACUUCAUAUGGUGA
Molecule: messenger RNA, 1359 nt
Organism: Anguilla rostrata (American eel)
Lineage: Eukaryota; Metazoa; Chordata; Actinopteri; Anguilliformes; Anguillidae
Product: cilia- and flagella- associated protein 210-like
Exons: 1
Coding region: 1-1359 (452 amino acids)
Source: RefSeq, a predicted model, not a curated record